AGGCGCAGAAAGCCAAAACCCCCACGCCACGCAGCGCUACUCCUCUCACGAGUCCCGUCAUUCCCGUUCCCCAACGCCAGCACGGCCACCGCCACCGACAUGGCCGCCCCCCGCCCCCUCCUCUUCCUCCUCGCUUUAUCCCUCGCCUUCGCCGCCACCUGCUGCGCUCACAACAUCACCGGCAUCCUCGAUGGCUUCUCGGAGUACUCGCUGUACAACAGCUACCUCUCCCAGACCAAGGUCUGCGACGAGAUCAACAGCCGCAGCACGGUCACCUGCCUCGUGCUCACCAACGGCGCCAUGUCCUCGCUCGUCUCCAACCUCUCCCUCGCCGACAUCAAGAACGCGCUCCGCCUCCUCACCCUCCUCGACUACUACGACCCCAAGAAGCUCCACUCCCUCCACGGCGGCUCCGAGCUCACCACCACGCUCUACCAGACCACCGGCGACGCCUCUGGGGACAUGGGCCACGUCAACAUCACCAACCUCCGCGGCGGCAAGGUCGGAUUCGCCUCCGCCGCGCCCGGCUCCAAGUUACAGUCCACCUACACCAAGUCCGUCAAGGAGGAGCCGUACAACCUCUCCGUUCUCGAGGUCUCGGACCCCAUCACUUUCCCCGGCCUCUUCAGCUCCCCGUCCGCCGCGUCGAGCAACCUCACCGCGCUCCUCGAGAAGGCCGGGUGCAAGCAGUUCGCGCGGCUCAUCGUGUCGUCCGGGGUGAUCAAGACGUACCAGGCGGCCAUGGACAAGGGGCUGACGCUGUUCGCGCCCAACGACGACGCGUUCCAGGCCAAGGGCCUGCCGGAUCUGAGCAAGCUGACCAGCGCCAACCUCGUGACGCUGCUGGAGUACCACGCCUUGCCGCAGUACGCGCCCAAGGCGUCGCUGAAGACCAUGAAGGGCGGCAUCCCGACCCUGGCGUCUACCGGCUCGGGGAAGUACGACCUCUCUGUCGUUACCAAGGGCGACGAUGUGUCCAUGGCCACCGGCAUGGACAAGUCCCGUGUCGCCUCCACAGUGCUCGACGACACCCCGGUGGCCGUGCACACGGUGGACAGCGUUCUGUUGCCGCCGGAGCUCUUCGGUGGCGCGCCGUCCCCUGCACCCGGAGCGUCAGCAGAUGCACCAGCGUCGGCUCCUACACCAGAAGCCUCCGCGCCGGCGCCCUCUCCUAAGGCAGGCAAGAAGAAAAAUAAAGGGAAGUCACCGUCGCAUUCCCCACCGGCGCCGCCAGCUGAUUCCCCUGACAUGGCCCCAGCCGACGCGCCGGAUGGAGACGAGGAGGCGGACAAGGUCCAUGACAAGAAGAACGGCGCCGCUGCACUGGCCGUGAGCUUUGCUGCCGUGAUAGCCUCUGUAGCUCUGGUUGGCGCGUCGUUCUUGUGAGCUGCCGAAGUGUUCGACAUUGAGCACUCUUCUGUCUCCUCUGGGCAUGCAUGAUGUUGUCAUUUUGAUGCACUCCGUUCUUGCUUGUGUUGUGUGGUUCGUGGGCAAUUGGAAUGCUCAGCUGAAGUUGUUUCAUCUUGUUGGUUUGCUGGUUGGGAUUGAAUCCUUAGGUGGUGCCGUGGAGACGGUGAUUGUGAUGACUAUACUGGUAGUUUGAGUAACCCCGAUUCCGAAUAAAUCAUUGAGUUUGAUUGUGCCAUGCU
Molecule: messenger RNA, 1649 nt
Organism: Brachypodium distachyon (stiff brome)
Lineage: Eukaryota; Viridiplantae; Streptophyta; Magnoliopsida; Poales; Poaceae
Product: fasciclin-like arabinogalactan protein 8
Exons: 1
Coding region: 100-1386 (428 amino acids)
Cellular component (GO): plasma membrane
Source: RefSeq, a predicted model, not a curated record